Messenger RNA from Gilbertella persicaria, 600 nucleotides. Its product is annotated as Pre-mRNA-splicing factor of RES complex-domain-containing protein. Gene Ontology annotation, cellular component: RES complex; U2-type spliceosomal complex. The transcript has 3 exons. Gene Ontology annotation, molecular function: RNA binding. The coding region runs from base 1 to 600 and encodes 199 amino acids. Lineage: Eukaryota; Fungi; Mucoromycota; Mucoromycetes; Mucorales; Choanephoraceae. Gene Ontology annotation, biological process: mRNA splicing, via spliceosome. The record is from RefSeq and is a predicted model, not a curated record.
AUGUCCAAUGGUCAACGAGCAGGGGUAUUGACAAAAGAACAAAUCAAAGCAGAAGCAGAACGAGCACGUAAUGCAGAAAAGAAAGCCAUGGAGAAAAUGCAACAAGAAAGCCAAGAAGAGACAGUAUAUCGUGAUGCUUCUGGUCGUAAAAUAGAUCCCAAGAAAAAGAGAGCCGAGGAAAUGAGGCUUCGACAAGAAAAGAUUGAUAAAGAAGCCAGAAAGAUGGAAUGGGGCAAAGGUUUAGUACAAAGAAGAGAAGCUGAAGAAGAAAGAAGACGACUUGAAGAAGCAAAAGAUAAGCCUAUGGCCAGAUAUGCUGAUGAUCAAGAGUUAAACCAGGAACUUAAAGAACAAGAGAGAUGGAAUGAUCCUGCAGCUGGAUUCUUGACUAAAAAAUCAGGUAGCACAUCUUCAGGACCAAGGUUUAUUAAGCCUACUUAUAAGGGUGCAUGGAAGCCUAAUCGUUUUAUGAUUCCACCUGGUUAUCGUUGGGAUGGCGUGGAUCGAUCCACUGGAUUUGAAGAUCAACUGCUAAUACAUCAAAACCAAGCAAAGUCUUUAGCUGCCCGCGCUCAUGAAUGGUCAACAGAAGAUAUGUAA